CGUAAAAAAUGCACUGCUCUAUGGGAUUUGUUAAAAUUCAAUUUAAUCAAAAUAAAGAGUCUAUAUAUAAGUGGAAUUUUGUCUUGACUUGAAAAUAGGAUAGAAUGUCAAUCGAUUUGCUAUACCUGCUAUACCUAUGCGGUUUUCGGUAUAUCAAAAAAAUUUGAAAGAAUAUUUACAGUUUCUUUAAUUGUUAUUAUCCUGUCGCGUCGGAUCCCCCGAGACCGAAAAAAUAGAAUGUUAAGAAAAACUUGGCGAACAGAAAUAAAAAAUAACUACAUUCCAAUGUCGCGGACUAUUUUUAAACAGAACAGAAGAAACAUGGCGACCGUCCGCAAUUGUCGGGUCGACCUAAAACGUGAAGAAAUCGUUUUAGCGGCCGUCGAAAUACAAUAAUGUGAUGUGAUCGCUGGACAAAAAGUGUUGUUGAAACGUUCUUCAUAUAGUUUAUUUAUUUAUUGUAGUUUAUUAGUGUGCAAUCGGCCAUUUUAUAUCCGCUCGUAGUUUUCGAAAUCGUAGGAAAUUCGUUUAAGCAAAAUGGGAAUUGAAGAAGCAGCCGCUAAUAGCAUUAUGAGCGGGAUCGAGAAUACAGGGGGUGUUAAACAGCACAACCACAAGAAGAAACUUAGACAAAGGUUUGACAUUAUAAAAAAACUGGGUCAGGGAACGUUUGGCAAAGUGCAGCUUGGCAUAAACAAGGAGACCGGCCAAGAGGUGGCCAUUAAAACGAUAAAAAAAUCGAAGAUUGAAUCGGACGCCGAUUUGGUUAGGAUCAGGAGAGAGAUUCAGAUUAUGUCUUCCGUGCAGCAUCCGAACAUUAUCCACAUUUACGAGGUGUUCGAAAACAAAGAAAAAAUGGUCCUUGUUAUGGAGUACGCCGCUGGCGGCGAGCUCUACGACUAUCUGUCCGAGAGGAAGGUGCUUCAGGAAGAAGAGGCCCGAAGAAUAUUCCGACAAAUUUCGACCGCCUGUUAUUAUUGCCACAAGCACAAAAUCUGCCACAGGGAUCUGAAGCUGGAGAAUAUACUACUGGACGAAAACAACAACGCCAAAAUCGCCGAUUUUGGUUUGUCGAACGUGUUCGACGAUCAACGAUUGCUCAAUACGUUCUGCGGGUCGCCAUUGUACGCGUCGCCGGAAAUAGUCAAGGGAACGCCCUACCACGGACCGGAAGUCGAUUGUUGGUCGCUGGGCGUUCUUUUGUACACGUUGGUGUACGGUGCGAUGCCUUUCGACGGCAGCAACUUUAAAAGACUGGUCAAACAGAUAUCCCAGGGCGAUUAUUAUGAACCUUCAACACCCAGUCCCGCGUCGCCCCUCAUUAGGGACAUGCUCACCGUCAACCCCAAAACGAGAUCGAACAUAGAAAAGAUUUGCUCCCACUGGUGGGUAAACGAAACCUACGACGUCAACUGCCUCGAGAUCAGCGAAGAGUUGGCCAAUCAAACUCCCGUGAGACUCGACGUUUUGUUGUCCCUAGCGCCUCCCGCUCCCCAAUUGGAGAGCGAGAAACUCAUGGUGACUGGAGACGUGGCCACGGACACGCCCACCGAAGCGGUAGCACCGACUAGGUCGCAAUCGGUUGGAAGUUUGAUAGAACUGACCUCGCCGGAAAGGCGAAUCAUAGACCUCAUCAGCGAAGAAAAGUUCGCUCCGAAAAGGAAGCUAGAGACGACGGUGAGCACCGACAGAGCUAACCUGGACAAAGGCCUGAAACGCAAGGAAAAGAUUAUCAAAGAAAACACCGUUGCGGAUAUAACAGUUCAUGGGGCUAUCCAGGAAGACGUGUCGCUAGAAGACGCGAGCAUGACCGAGGCCCCGCCCCUAAACAAGAGCCUGACGCAGACUAUCUCCAAGGAGAUGGAGGUCGAACAGGCUGAACCCGUGGUUGCUGCGGAGCCGAUUCCUCAAACGAAGAAUAAGCAACCAGUGGCGUCCAAAGUGAAGAGAACGCUGUCCACCAGCGUUAGUAACAAAGUUUUAGAAGGCAUAAACGAAACUCCUAGUCAAGAGAACGUGGCGACCACGUUGGACAAGGAGAAUCUGGAUCGAGAACAACAACAGAAGACGACCGAGCCGGAAGCCCCGAAGAAGAUGGAAGAGGAGAAGGCGCCGGUGAAGAAGAAAGCGAUCAAGAAGAAGGUGCUGUCUGAUAAAAAUGAAAAUUCGCCGGCUAAGUCGCAAACCAGUCGGGAGGAGGUCGAGAAAGAGGCGGAGAAGAACGAUACACAAGAGAACGGGACGAGUUCGAAGGAGGAGAACGUCGCCAAAGCCGAGGAAUCUGCGCAAGCGCCGUCGAAGCCAAUCGAGAGGAGAAGAUCGAGGAUUUUCGAAGCGGCCGAAAAAUUCCAGAACAUGAUGAGCCCCACGGAAACCAAGCCCGUACCCGUCGAGAAACCCAAGAAAAUUACCAUCCCUGGAGUUAGCGUGGACGGUUUCAAGAAAGAAUUCGAACGGAAAGCGAGCCUGACGUCGUCCGCGGCGCCGAAAUUAAAAACGGCGCCUGUCAAGAAAACGCUGAUCGAUAAACAACAGUCCUCGGAAGACAAAGACGAAGAAACGGCGGAUAAAACGGUUAACGGUGAAUCGUUACCGAAAGUAACCGAGAAGCCGCAGGACGAUCGAAAAGAGAAAGUGAAGAACGCCGUGAGUAUUAUUUCGAAUGCUUUAGAUAAAGAAGGAGCUAGAAAGUCUAAAUCCAGGCCGUGUAUGAUGAGGAAGCCUCCGGUUCCGUUUGGUGUGGGGGGAAGGUCCGCUUCCGGGAAUAUCGGGACGGUCGCUCCCCUCUCGCCGCCCAUUCAAAAUAUGGGGCCCAAGCCGUUUGUUAGGCCGUGCUAUGAAAAUAAACCGGCGCCCAGCGAAGUGAAACAAGUGAAAGAGGAGGAGAUUAAACAGCCAGAGGUCGACGACCAGCAAAUUUCGUCGGCCGAAAUCACCCUGAAAUCAGCAACCCUUCCAAGAAGAAAAACCGCCAAAGCGCACAUACAACUGAACUACCCCGCCCCCAAGCCGGCCCAAAUGGAGUUCCGUACGGAAGUUGCCCAUAACGUCGAAGCCGCCCCCCAGGUGAGGAGCGAAGUGGUGGUACCCGUAAGCGGAGUGCCUACGGCCGGCGGCAGGGCGACGGCAGCGGAACCGGAAUUGAAAUUCUCAAAGGAGCACAUCAUCCCGAUCGCUCUCGAAAGACGAAAAGCGGAAAACGACAAAGAAAGUGUCCAGUCUCCGCCCGCCAAACCUCCGAUGCCAAGACCGUUCCAGACCCAGAAAUCGAGCACUCCACAAAGGGCGGGCAGUUUGUCGCGGCAGUCUACUCAAGAAUCCGACUCGGAGACGACGUCGACCGGCGAGCCGAUCAAAAAAUCCCCCAGGGAGUACAUUAUUCCGAUAGCCGUCGAGGGUGGGGGCUACGUCACACCUCGCGCCGGCAGUUUGGAACCUAGCGAUACCGCUAGUACGAAUAGCACGAUGACGAACAGAAGCAAAACGAAGUUUGGAAGAGCUAGGAGAUUGAAUUCGCUACUAAGCGACAGAGAUUCGGAAGACGAAUCGCCGUUCGUUUCGCUACACAGGCACAGCUCUUUCGGAAAGGAUAGCGACACUGAAGACUCCAAGAAGGACAGUUUCCAUCACAUGCAUAGGCUUAGGAGCACACGUCCCAAAAAAGCUACACUCGAACAUAACGACUCGUUGAGUUCCGGCGAGGAAGAUGACGAUGAAGGCUUUGAAAUUUUAACAGCUGAAAAUUUGUUCUCGACAUUAUUGUCGCGGGUGAGGGACUUGACCCAGAGACUUAACGUGGACGACGAAAUCAGACCGGGCUUCCCCAGCAGGCGACUGCUCAGUCACUUCGAUCACGGCACGAAUUUUUGGAAUCGCAUGGAAAAUCCCCUCACGAGACACUCAUCUCUGAGUAGAACGUUGGGUAGGCCGUCGUCCGUCAAUUCGUCGGCGACCUCUUUCGGCGUGCCUUGGAGACGUAGCGUGAGCAGAGACUUGGCGUCGGACAUAGAAAGCGUGUUCAACGAUCCGAACGCGCCGACGACAAGGGCUCCCCGAGGAGAAAACAUGUCGAAGACCGAAAACCUUAAUUUAGCAGACCUGGACUUGAAAAAGCUGAACCUCUCGGAAGAGGACGCUUUGGCGCUUUCGUGUUUAACCCCGGGCCUCUCGAAGAGGAUCCAAAAACAGCUGCUUGCACAACUAACCCCCUCGGAAGUAAGAAAGCUUCACAGGACGUUAUCGUCGCGCGCGCCAGACGACGUCACGAAACAACCCACCGCGGUAGGCGUGGUCGACCACGCCACCCUGCCCAGAAGACUGUCUGUCGAUCGAAACGUCAACAGGGAAUGCGAGGAAGGCCGCGCAGCCUCCCUCAGGAACCCCCAAAAGUCUUCGUUGCCGGUGAAGGAAUACAGACCGUCUUACGAGUUUAGCGUGAGGUCUUCUAGUAUCGGGGCGGAGCCCAAGGGCGAUUACAAGUUCUCGUAUCGACGACCGCGGAUCGCAAGGUCCGUGAGCGGCAAGGAAUCGGCAAAGAGCGACGUCCAAAGUCCCGAGUCAAGCAUAUCCGACACCUUCUCCCGCAACGAUGACAGUUUGAGCUCCAAGUUUUCCGACUCGUCGCUAUCCAGGCCUUACAGCAAAUACUCCUCGGACUCUUCGUACUCGAAAUACGCGCUGACGCCGGAUCCGAUCAAAAUCGAUAAGAAACCAGCGCAGCCGCGUAGGAUCUCGCGGUUCCUACGACCCGACUUUUUCGACGCGUCCAAACAGGAUAACGUUCUGCUCAAGGAGAAGAAGGAGCGCGAGAUGGAGACCCAGAAAGUGCUCAAGGAGAUCAGGGACAAGCGGAAAGGUAGACUUAGGUCGGCUUCGCGCGAAAAAUGUAAAGAAACGCCCUGCGAAGGGAUCCACGACUACGUCAAUGUGGCCGCCGAGGACGACGGAAACGCCGAUAAAACGAGCAAAGAUUUGCUCAACAGCGCCAAGGCCAUACACGAUUACGUGAACGUCAAGGUCGCGGAGAGUAGCGCGCCCGCUCAGAAAAAGGAACGUACGUCGCGCAUCGCCAGACCGAAGAGUUACCCCGCGGAGGGCGGCGACGCGAAACCGGCAAAAGCCGAGCCGAAAUCGGACAAGGACAAAGAGUCGAAAAUCGGCAGACUUAAGAAAGGUUUCGCGAAAAACCGAGAGAAACAGACGAAGGACGACAAGAACGAAGCGAACCAUAUUAUAAACGACAGCGAAAAGGGUGGUCACAAGAACAAACUGCUGCAGUCGAUCGAGAAGAAACUCGAAAAGUUCCGGUCGAGUAAUAUCGCGGCCACCAAAGACCCGGACGAGGCCAAGGCGCUGCUGGAUAAAAAGUCGAUGGUUGAGAGCGCGAUCAGCAGGCUGAGGGAGCAGAGUCUGCCGCGUAACCUGGAGCCGUGCACCGAGAGCGGUCUGAUCAAGAGGGCGGUGUCGGUCGAAGACCUGCCCGGAUCCAAACCGCUGCAGACGUCGAAGAAGUCGGUGACGAAAAUCCUAGGCCUGUUCAAAAAGUACGAGGAGCAGGACAAGAAGAAGGAGAAGCCCGAGAAAAAGUCGAAACAGGCGAAAAAUGUGCAAUCGGAUAACAACGGUUUGAAUGGGGCGGAGAAAAGGGAACGCCCCCGCUCGUUGCUCUUGGAUAAGAUGAAGCAUUUUCAAAGCGCCGCCUACAACGGGGCGAAAAGCGACAGCGUGCUCGACGCCUCGAGCGAUACCCAGAAAACCAAGUCCAAGCUUCCCGUCAAUUCGUUUAGACGCAGUUUGAAUCUCGAGAACGUAUCCGAACCGGUGGUCAAGUCUGAUCGUCAAAAUCUCAUGUUGGAUCUGAAAAAGAGCGCGACUACGACGGAACCCGUAGCCGGCACUAGCAACGAGAAUCGUAAUUCGUUGACUACGACGGACGAUAGUUCGACGCUGCUGUCGCCUACCGACGGAUACAUGAGUUGCGACUCGUGGUCCGCGUGUUCCGAUUUUCACCACCUGAACGAUUUACAUUCCCCGACGUCGCACAACGGCCACGCCCCGUACUCCGGCGACGAAGGCGAGUCGGUAAUCGACCGGAUACGCCGGAAGAGUUUUUACACGAGGUUUAACGAGCGAAAACGGCCGACUAGGAAACCCAGCUUGCAGAAUUAUAAGGAUUUGGACUUGUACAGGCCCGACUACGGGCACAAGCACGGCUACGGAAAGUCCGACUACAGCUCCUUGGACGGCUACAAAUCACCAGUUCCUAAAAGAAGCAGUUUUUCAUCAUUCAUACCUGAACCCAGCGUUGUCAAUAUCAUCCCGUCCGGCACGUCUAGGGAGUACAAACCGUACGGGAGGAGCGCGUCCGUAUUGAACGAUUACGUCAACGUUCCUGGUUCCUACCAAACUUUCAGUAGCAGAAUUGGCAGACCUUCUUCGACCAGGGGUUUGUACUCCGAUUCCGAGUCUCAUGCGUUGGAUGAUUUACGCGCAACUGCUAUACCAAGAAGACACAGUCCAUUUUCUCAUCACUCCGCGUUAAGCAGAGGAUCAGUUUCGCCAGUGGGUGAGCAAUAUUUCGUCGACGGACCUACGACCUCCAUGCUAUCUCCGACAACUUCCGAGCCGGUAUAACUUCGUCCAGUGCCAUCGCGGACAAAGUCUUCAGAGAUCUCACCAAUUUAACAGAAACCAACUCGAAAUGCAAUUUCAAGAUGACGAUCGUGAUCGCGUCCCCACUUAAAGUCUGUGACUGUCAAUUAUUUCUGAAAGCAAUGCUACUACACCUAGUAACAGUUAUCGUAUUUAUUUUAUAUAUAUUUUAAUGGGUUACCAUAGAUAAUUAAUUAUCGAUAAUGAUUAAUCUCACAAGAGACAGGUUUUGCUGAAAUUAAGGUUUAUUUCACAAUAUACAGUCGAGGUAGCAAACGCGCAUGCGUCAAACUGUUGAACUUGUAAAUGUUGUUUUGCUUCAUUUUUUUUGUAAUAUUUAUUAUAUUAGAUUUUUUGAGAUUUUUAGAUAUAAACCACAGUGACAUAAAGUAUAGUUUAUUUAGUGGAAUCAUUGACCUCAUCGCGAGUACUAAGCAAAAAUUGGACGAACAACUUUGAAAAGUCGUACAGACAUCGUGAAGUCGCUCAAUUUUUGUCCGGACUCCCACCAGCACAUCAGAUUUCAUAAAACGUAGUUGUAAGUGUUACUAAACAGGAAUUCUUUAAGGAAAUUGUUAAAGUUUUUCGACGAAUCUAUUAACAACAUUGUUACCACAUUUUAUUUAUUACAUUAUCGACUUGUAUCAUUUUGUUAAAUAUAUUGCGUUUACACGGGAUCCAUCGAAACUAUCACCAGGUUGAUUUUUGUGUGACUUGUUAGAGUUAUAUGUUAACUUUUGUGAUUUUAUAAAAGAACAAUA
Molecule: messenger RNA, 7412 nt
Organism: Cylas formicarius (sweet potato weevil)
Lineage: Eukaryota; Metazoa; Arthropoda; Insecta; Coleoptera; Brentidae
Gene: Nuak1
Exons: 20
Coding region: 538-6633 (2031 amino acids)
Biological process (GO): intracellular signal transduction; protein phosphorylation; microtubule cytoskeleton organization
Cellular component (GO): cytoplasm
Molecular function (GO): tau-protein kinase activity; ATP binding; protein serine/threonine kinase activity
Source: RefSeq, a predicted model, not a curated record